This is a messenger RNA of Penaeus chinensis, 1282 nucleotides long. Its product is annotated as integumentary mucin C.1-like. The transcript has 5 exons. Gene Ontology annotation, molecular function: chitin binding. NCBI's taxonomy places the organism in Eukaryota, Metazoa, Arthropoda, Malacostraca, Decapoda, Penaeidae. The record is from RefSeq and is a predicted model, not a curated record. Gene Ontology annotation, cellular component: extracellular region. The coding region runs from base 61 to 921 and encodes 286 amino acids.
GUGCUCCCCUACUCCGUGAGCUCGCCGUCAUAUUCUUCACGCUGGGAUGAGAUACCCCUUAUGUGCAUGUACCCGUCUUUGGAGGAGGUCGGAUACACAGCGAACGAGAGACUGCAGAGCGCCGCCACCAUGAGGAAAUUACUCGCUCUUGCUGUUGUAACUACUGCCUCACUGUGCGUCUUCCCCGCUGUCAGGGGAGACUGCAGCAGUGUGACGUGCAGCUCCUUCGGGUACGUGGAAAUCCCAUCGGGAGGGGGAGAGUGUGCCUUCUGCCUCAGCGGUAAUUCGGCGCCAUCAUGCCCUGGAAUCAACUGUAAUGGGGAACCAUUCACGACUACCACUGGUGCAACUACUACUACUACGACUACGCCACCAACUACCACUACAACACCGCCUAUCACAACUACCACUACAACACCGCCUACCACAACUACCACGACAACACCCCCAACCACAACCACAACCACAACCCCGCCUACUACCACUACAACACCACCUGUAACCACCACCACAACCCCACCUACCACACCACCUGUAACCACCACAACACCACCUGUUACUACCACAACACCACCUGUUACUACCACAACCCCACCCGUAACCACCACAACACCACCCGUAACUACCACCACCACGACACAACCCAUCACCACCACCACCACACCACCCGUGACCACCACCACACCACCUACCACAGUUCCUCCUUCCACGACCGCCCCUUGUGAAAAGUCCACCUGUGCGGACAAGACCAUCGGCCUAUACCCAUACCCACUCUGCGACUGUCAGCGUUAUUACACCUGCACCAAGCCUGCGUCUGGAGGCAGUCUGAUCAAGCACGAGUACACGUGCUUGGGUAACUACGUCUUCGACAAAGAUCUGACCAAAUGCGUCGCAGAUACGACCGCUUGUCCGCACGCCUAGGCGGAGGGGAACGAUCGUUUCCUGACUACUCUGUUAUUUUUAUAUUAUUAUUAUUAUCAUUAUUAUUAUUAUUAUUAUUAUUAUUAUUAUUAUUAUUAUUAUUAUUAUUAUUAUUAUUAUUAUUAUUAUUAUAAUUAUUAUUAUGUCGUUGGCUUCUCACCAACGUUCUUGUUUAUGGAAGUAAUUGAAAAAAAAUUGAUUAUAUCAUUAAUUAUGUAUGUGAUUUCUUCUGUUUAUGAUUCCCCCCUUUUUUUUUCUUUUCUCUUCUCUUCUUUUCCCCAUCGAGUUUCGUACUUGAUGAAGGAAGAUUUAGAUUAAACAUUUUAUGAGUUCUAAUGAAGCAUAUUGGAUUCUGUGACAA